Molecule: messenger RNA, 1100 nt
Organism: Linum tenue
Lineage: Eukaryota; Viridiplantae; Streptophyta; Magnoliopsida; Malpighiales; Linaceae
Source: the annotation of a GenBank genome assembly
GUCUAAUGUCACUUACCGAAGCUGAGCCUACCGGAGUACCGGUGGUAGGUGAUCUUUACCACCCAUCCGCACGUUCUCUUGCUUAACGAGGCUCCACGAAUCGGAUCUACCUACUUCCUCAGUUCAUUCGUAUUUGAUUCGUGUUUUUCACACCCUUGACCUCCCUCGCCGGCGACCCAUCAGAAAGCACACUAUUCGCCGGUUAGAAGCAAAGAAGCCAAAUGGGGUUCUACGCAGCUUUGAUGGAUGCCAUCCACGCCUACACCGGCCUCUCGUCGGCUGCUUUCUUCACCAUCCUAGCUCUCUCGGUGAUGGUCUACAAGACGGUGUGCGGCAUGUUCGUCGGACCCGACGAGUUCAACACUCCCCCUACCGUCAACGGCGUCGGCGUCCUCCCUCCGAGCCUGACGGACCCUCCGCCGGUUUCCGAUCCGGUCCAGCUGGGGGAUGUCACCGAGGAAGAACUGCGAGCUUACAACGGCUCCGAUCCAAGUAAGCCACUUCUGAUGGCAAUCCAGGGCCAGAUUUACGACGUUUCCCGCUCCAGGAUGUUCUACGGGCCAGGGGGUCCGUACGGAAUCUUCGCCGGUAGAGAAGCGGCGAGAGCUUUGGCGCUCUUGUCAUUUGACCCUCGUGAUCUGACGGCGGAUCUUGAAGGCCUCGGCGCCUCCGAGCUUGAAGUUCUUCAGGAUUGGGAGGACAAGUUCGUUGAGAAAUAUGCUAAGGUGGGGCAGAUUGUGUCCAAGCGAAAUGAUCAGCAAUCUGUGGCUGACAUCGGAGGAGGUAAAGCUGUAGAAGAAAGUGAGGAACUAGAAGCCAAAAAGGAGCUGUAGAAGAUGGAAGGUUGGAAGGAAGUAAGUAGUUUUUACUAGACUACAGAGCUUAUAGGCUAAAUUUUUUAGGACAAGAUGGAAGCUUGGAUUAGAAAGAACAUAGAAUUAAGCUUACUUGCAGAAAGAGAAUCAGAGCUUAAAGGAAUCUCACAGUUUCUUGUGUUCAAAAGCUUGUUGUUUGUUGGAGCAAAGAAAGGAAGAGGAACGCUAUGAAAAUGCUGAAUUUGUGCCUAUAAUCUAUGUACUUCUAUCAAAUCAAAAUUGCUA